AUUAUGUUCCAAAGCGUGAGAAUCACAGAGCUGCCGACAGCGGUGUUUCCGUCUGCGAUCGCAGAGGUUCGAAUGGACGACAUUUGGACCAAAGUGAUACGGAAGGACGCGUUCUGCGCCAUGACGAUCUACAGCGUGACCAUCAGCAACGCGUCCAUUUUGGAGAUCGAGACCGGCGCUUUCAGCGACAGAGCCCUGAUCCAGAGGCUGGAAUUCGUCGACGUCAGGCUGCAGAGCAUCGAAAGGGGAGCGUUCCGGGCUGGUCACGACAACCUCACCAUUCAAUAUUCGAGGCUCUCCGAAGUGGAGACUGGCGCCAUCGACAUAUCCGCAGCGACGGUUAGCUUCAACAACAACGAGUUCCAGAACCUCCAGCAGGGAGCGAUCGUGCUGCAUCAAUGGAACCACAUAGCGAUCGAUUACAAUCUCUUCGUGGACCUAAACACUGACGCGAUCACGGCAGAGGUGGAAGCGACUUCAGCCCCAAACUUCGAGUUCUCCUUCACGGGGAAUCACAUACACAAAGCUAGGCCAGGCUCCCUGAAAUUCGCCGCGAUCUCGCAACGCGUGAACACCGCACGCGUGGGCAACAAUUAUUUCAAAGAGAAAUGCCGAUGCACCCUGGACAAGUGGAUCCGCGAGGUGACCGGGAAGAACAGCUCGGUUUCGUGGAUGAUGGAUUCCAGUUACUGCGUGGUCGAUCAACUUCUGGACAAGUGUUUCAACUUGCCCCAGGGUUACAUGUCCAUGAGGAACUUUACGAAGGUGAUCUGCAUGCCUGGCGACCACAUCUACUGCGAGAAACCGUCCGCCAAGCCAGAACCGAGUGUCAGUCCGCCCAGUGUCGGCCCUCACGUGUACCCUAGGCACAAGGGUUACUUCGACCUAGAGAUGAGCGACUCGGACCAGUUGCAACGAGAGAAACGGAUCAUCGUGGUGAUCUGCGUGGUGGCGGUGUUCACAGUCCUCGUUGUCAUUCUUGCCUCGGGUAUCCUCUACAUGCGUCGCAACGGUGUUUGUCCAAAGUUAACGUCCGGUCACUUAAUGAAUCUCGCCAGCUUGUUCUCACCCAGUAGCGGAAUGACAGCUGCUACGUCAGCUAGGUCGAUAUCAAGACUGAGCGUACACGAGUACGCUGGUCUUCAACCCGAGACCAGAAUCCUAGAGGUAGAAACGCAGCCGGAGGCAACAGAGGACGAAGAAGAAGACGCCGAGGGACUCUAUCCAUACACCGAGACCAAGGCCACGCAGACCUUACCGGAAGAGCUAACAGAGGAAUACCUGAGGGAUCUCAGAGAAAGGCUGAACGAUCCUGAUAAUUAUAACCAAGCCAGAGACAUGAUAGAGCACCUCUACGAUCUGAUAAAAGUAGAGGAGAGCUGCAACAAUAAUAAUGACAGGCAACCGUCCGACAGGGAGGAAAACGCGUACGACGUGAUCCGACCGAAGCAAAGAAGAAAGGGCCCGCCCAAGCCCACCGUCAGCGUGGGCACCAAAGUGCCAUCGUUAGAGAAACUACUGCCAGGUGGUAUACAACCCAGGCCACCGUUGACCGAGUACACGGAGCCCAGGGACCAAAGAACGAACGAACAGAAUCAUCUCUACGCGGAGCUACCCGGUGACGAGACGGUACCCAGCACCAGCAGACUGUCCCAACCGAUAUUAGCUACCCUAGCGGGACGAGCGCCGCAACCACUGCCACCGGAUGUCGUCAACGAUCAUCUGAUAAACGGUCAUUCGAGCCAAACGUACAGCACUCCGACGACCGAGAACCACAGGCCACCGGACAGCCCGAAAUUCGAACCGAUUCGAAACCAAGGCAGGCCGAUGAGCUUCCUGAAGGCUCUCGGCGAGAGUAUCCUAGGUGGCUCGAAGACUGGCAACAACAAGAGGCCAAAUUCGCUGCUCUGCGAGUACGCGGAACCGUCCGACGCGACAACCCACCUCUACUCGGAACUACCUGAACCCCAAACCUUGACCCCAGCGUGCAAAAUGGCGAACAGGCCGCUGCCAACCAAACCCGACCAAGAUUCCGUGAACAUGGCGAGGGUGUAACGACGCCCAAUGCCGAUUGUCUGUGAUAUAAUGUGUGUGCGUGCGUGUCGAGAGCGAAAACUGAAAGGAUGUUCUCUCGUGGUUCUUGCAUAUUUCCUAAUUCGUGCUUGCUGACCAAGCGUGCGGUGUGGUGACGUACUACCGUGGAUGAAUAUUGCUGAGGAGGAACCAGGACCGUCGGGUUCUCUCGCGGGACUAUUUUUAAGCGUUGUAUAAAGAUAGGAAAAUUGAACGCGGAGUAACGUUUCCGCCCCGGUUUUGUUGUAUCUUUUUCUAGUUCGCGCGCGGAGUAUGGCUGAACGGACGACAAUGGUCGAAAGAUGAGUUUUUAUUUAAACGACUGGAAAACCGCGGAUGUAUCAUAGAAUUUAUAUAUAUUUGCUUCGUCAGGUAUUAUUAAAGGAGUACUAUUUCCACGUA
Messenger RNA from Dufourea novaeangliae, 2475 nucleotides. RefSeq lists its product as uncharacterized. The record is from RefSeq and is a predicted model, not a curated record. The annotation marks the transcript as partial. The transcript is spliced from 2 exons. Lineage: Eukaryota; Metazoa; Arthropoda; Insecta; Hymenoptera; Halictidae.